This is a messenger RNA of Vigna umbellata (rice bean), 1898 nucleotides long. NCBI's taxonomy places the organism in Eukaryota, Viridiplantae, Streptophyta, Magnoliopsida, Fabales, Fabaceae. The record is from RefSeq and is a predicted model, not a curated record.
AUCUGUUUUUAACCAUACGUUAUACAACACCUUUUGCGAACAUCAUAUGUGUGACGCUACAGUUUGAAAUGGAUUGAUAAAUUUAGUGCUUAGUAGUGUAUUAGUUUUUGUCGGGACUUCAAUUCUAAUUUCUAGGUCAUGAGUUUUUAUUAUGUAAGUUCUGUUGGGGUGGAUUAAGGAGUGAUGUGAGUAAAGGAAAUAACUUUCAAUUUUUGAGCCUGGAUUGGGUAUAGAUUAUUGAAGUUGCCGGCUUUGAUCAUACACGGUAUGUAUGCAAAGAAAAUUUAUGUUUGGUUUUUAUUUCUUUCCUAAAUACGGCGAGGUUCCAGAAUUUAGAAAAACUCAACUACUCUAGUUAAUGGAUCAGAUGAGAAUAUAGUGAUAUCCAUUGUUGAACUCUUGAUUAUGGAUCAGAUAAGAAUAUUGUGGUAUGCAUUGUUGAAGUUGAUUAAGCCUUUCAGUUUCAGAAUGACUAGAAUAUUCGGUUGUACGGUUUUAAAUUAAAUGCAAGUCUUCUAAUUCAUGGAUCAUUGUAGUUUUCCUUCUCUUAUACAGUUAUACUUAUAGUGCUGAACACAUUGGGUUUCCUUGCUACCUUAAACUUUUGUUGCUUGUAUAGUUGCUUGUACUUUUUCUAUGGACAUAGGAAGCCUUAUAUUUGUGAUCUAUUUCAUUUGAAAAAUUUGAUAUUUUAGUGGCUGGGUAACUUGAACUUUAUAUUAUAAUUCAUUUGUUUUGUUCAAUGAGAGUUGAAUUGUGUUGAACUUUUAGCAGUUCAUCGUCCUAGCAUCAUUUUUUGGAUUAAUAUUUUAUAUGGUGGUGGUGCUAUAGUAUGCUCUUUAAAUAAAUUUGGUCAUGGAGAAUAUGAUUCACAUUUCACACUCAUUUAUAACAGAGUUUGGUUAUUUAUUGGGUGUUUCAGCAAAGGCAAGGUGCUUGAUCUUCUGAGUUGGUAAAAUGGUUUCUUUUGAGAUGAAUGAUCGAAAGAAGAUUGGAUUAGGGUUAACUGGCUUUGGUAUAUUUUUCUCAUUCAUUGGGAUUAUCUUCUUCUUUGACAAGGGAUUGCUAGCCAUUGGAAAUAUCCUGUUUGUUUCUGGAGUGUCCCUAACCAUUGGGCUGAAGUCCACUAUGCAAUUUUUCAUGAAACGAAGUAAUUUCAAGGGGACAAUCUCUUUUGGUGUCGGGUUCUUUAUUCUUAUAAUCGGGUGGCCUAUUUUGGGCAUGAUUAUUGAGUUGUAUGGAUUCAUCAUACUAUUCAGUGGAUUCUGGCCUACACUGGCCGUUUUCUUACAGAAGAUUCCUGUUCUUGGUUGGUUGGUUGAACAACCAUAUAUUCGAUCGCUGUUUGAUCGCUAUAGAGGCAAGCGAGUGCCCGUAUAAGACAGGAAUCUAUGGAAACAUAAUGUAACUGCUAGCAGGUGCAUUGUAAGUCAAUGUAAAGAAAAUACUCUAGUAUAGAUAUCUAACUGAAUUGAGUUCGCUUUUUGAUGGUAGAAAAUGAUUAUCAUUUUAUCAUGAUACUCAUUCAACGGAAAGGAAAAUUGCAAAGGGAAAAGGUUUUCACUUUACUAUGAUUCUAAUACUUGGUGGAAAAUCAAUUGAUAUGGAGAGUGGUGCCAUUUACGUUACGAUUCCAAUCAGAAACCUUUGGAGGUUUCCACGCCAAGUAUCAUCCUUUUGCCUUUUGUUCACACUCAUAAAAGGAAUAUAAUGGUUUUAGAUGAUGUCAUUGCAGCAAUAUAGAACUAUUUUCUUUCUGCAGUGUAACUUACUCUAAAUAUUGCACCUUUGACUACCAUGGGAUAUUUUGUUUCUUAGAAUUGGUGUUUUUCUUUUUUAGGCUGAGUUUUGUUAUUUAUGUGACAACUCAUACAUUUUAUACGGUAUUUUUGUGUUCA